AUGUCUGCAAGUGAACAGGACUCAUUUGUGCUCUCUAAUUAUGUACAGCCUACAGGGGGAAGUAAUAGAAGCCUUCUAGCGUGGCUGCCACCAACGGCGCCUCCUCCAUAUGAGACACGCUCACGCGCCUUCUCACUAGUCCCCGAGAGGGUGAGAAGAAAGCUGAGUAUGACAUUUCCUAUCUUUGAGACUCCGGAGGGAGGACGGGUCCAUGCCCCUGUUGAAUAUAAUCAGAUUAAGGAAUUAGCGGAAUCAGUUAGAAAGUAUGGAGUCACGGCCAACUUUACUCUAACACAACUCGACAGGGUGGCCAUGACAGCAUUGACAACAGCUGAUUGGCAGAUGAUUGCUAAGGCAGCCCUUGCCAGCAUGGGCCAAUACAUGGAAUGGAAAGCGCUCUGGUAUGAGGCAGCCCAAACACAGGCCAGAGCGAAUGCUACGGCCUUAAUACCUGAGCAACAAGAAUGGACUUUUGAACUCUUAACAGGACAGGGCCGCUUUGCAGCUGAUCAGUCUGCUUACCACUGGGGCGCCUAUGCUCAGGUCUCCAGCACGGCUAUUAGAGCCUGGAAGGCACUGUCCAGGAGAGGAGGGAUUGAUAAUCAACUUACAAAAAUCGUUCAGGGACCCCAGGAAAAUUUCUCAGAUUUUGUAGCUAGAAUGACAGAGGCUGCAGGACGAAUCUUUGGCGAUCCUGAACAAGCAGCACCACUAAUAGAACAGCUCGUUUUCGAGCAAGCCACCCAGGAGUGCCGAACAGCCAUAGCCCCCCGAAGAAAUAAAGGGCUACAGGAUUGGCUUAGAGUUUGCAGGGAACUUGGAGGUGCUUGGGGAAAGCCAAAAUGUGUAAAAACUGACAAUGGUCCCGCCUACACAUCUCAAAAAUUCCGUCAGUUUUGUGCUCAGAUGCAGGUUACCCACCUGACGGGCCUGCCCUACAACCCUCAAGGACAGGGAAUCAUAGAGCGUGCUCAUCGGACGCUCAAAUCAUAUUUAAUAAAACAAAGAAGGGGAAUUAUGAUAGAACUCCCCCCAACAUCCCAAGUGGCCACUGCUCUGGCCCUUUUUACCUUAAAUUUUUUAAAUCUUGAUGAAGCUGGACAAACAGCGGCUGAG
This is a messenger RNA of Rattus norvegicus (Norway rat), 1116 nucleotides long. NCBI's taxonomy places the organism in Eukaryota, Metazoa, Chordata, Mammalia, Rodentia, Muridae. The record is from RefSeq and is a predicted model, not a curated record.